Xyrauchen texanus (razorback sucker) is the source of this 1092-nucleotide messenger RNA. RefSeq names its product 15-hydroxyprostaglandin dehydrogenase [NAD(+)]-like. Lineage: Eukaryota; Metazoa; Chordata; Actinopteri; Cypriniformes; Catostomidae. The transcript is spliced from 8 exons. The coding region runs from base 71 to 844 and encodes 257 amino acids. Gene Ontology annotation, cellular component: cytoplasm. Gene Ontology annotation, molecular function: oxidoreductase activity, acting on the CH-OH group of donors, NAD or NADP as acceptor. The record is from RefSeq and is a predicted model, not a curated record.
CCUUCUCCAGUGCAUGAGUUGUACAUCUUGGUAGCUGACUGUGUUUUGUUGCUCAGGUGUGUGGCCGAUUAUGGAUCUAAAGAAUAAAGUGACUGUAGUGACUGGAGGAGCUCAAGGAGUGGGCAAAAACUUGGUCGAAAUGCACCUAAAAAAUGGGUCAAAGGUGGCCAUCAUUGAUGUGGAUAAACUGCAGGGAGAGGAGUUGAAGGAGGCACUGGACAAAGAAUAUGGACCAGACAGAGUUGAAUUUUUCGCUGCCGAUGUUUCAUCACAUGAUGAAUUUUCAGGAGCUUUUAAGAAAAUUGAGGAAAGGUUUGGCCGUAUAGACAUUAUGUACAACAAUGCAGGGAUCAUUAAUGAAGUUAACUGGGAGAAAAUGGUUGCAGUAAACCUGGUUGGCGUGAUCAAGGGAACCUAUCUAGCUCUGGAACACAUGAAGGAAAAUAACGAAGGAGUCAUUGUGAACAUUUCAUCCAUCGCAGGUAUAUACGGUAUGCCAAUGACACCCGUCUACACAGCAACUCAAUAUGCAGUGGUGGGAUUCAGCCGUGCUAUAGCAGCUGCUCUCAAGCUGACCAACACUGGAAUGAGAAUCAACGUUAUCUGUCCAGGUUUUGUGAACACCGGCAUUCUGUCUGCCCAGAAUAUAGAAGAGAACAUAGGAGAGCUUUUUAAAUUAAAGGAAAUUGCUGAGAAGUGGAUAGAGAGGAACGGCAUUUUGGAUGUUGAUGACGUUGUCAGGGCCGCCCUUGCUCUUGUGAGAGAUGAGAGCAAGAAUGGAGAUGUUCUGAAGGUUACUACUGAUGGUUUGGAUUAUAUUUCCUUUCCUGAAUUGGCCUGUUAAUUUUUCACCUACCACAGCCAUUGCCAUCCAUUUUGGUGCAGAUUUCUAAUGCCACUGCAUACUAGGCAUACUAAUUUUAAAUUGAUAUUAUAGGCUUCAUCAAAGCUUGUAUACUUUUGUUUGGCUGGAAAUGUACUUAAACCCUCAAGAUGUCGAUUACUUUCUUGGUGAGACAUACAGAAAUGCAAACCUGAGACCUUGAAAAACUGGACUUUGACUUUUAGCCUUGACAAAAUAAAACAUUAUAA